Molecule: messenger RNA, 2133 nt
Organism: Zingiber officinale
Lineage: Eukaryota; Viridiplantae; Streptophyta; Magnoliopsida; Zingiberales; Zingiberaceae
Product: endoplasmic reticulum-Golgi intermediate compartment protein 3-like
Exons: 10
Coding region: 865-1965 (366 amino acids)
Cellular component (GO): endoplasmic reticulum; COPII-coated ER to Golgi transport vesicle
Source: RefSeq, a predicted model, not a curated record
GGGGUUGUGCCGUUGUAGGCAGGUGGACCCGAUCCGAUCUUCCUGGUCGGCAGCAACGCCGGCACUGAAACCAUGUUGAAUUCCGUGUAACAACGAAGGGGUCGAGUCCCUAAUGAUGUUAGAUCCCACUCCCCAGCAACCAGGGGGGGGUGGGGUGAGAUCUUUGUCGGCGUUGGGGCUUCUGGUGGUUGCAAUGGAUGAUGAGCUGGCUAAUACAUGGACGGUGAUUUUGACGACAGCUUCAAGCUCUAAGCUUGGCGUCCUCUUCAUCCUCUAUGGCAAUGACAGAGACAGCUCUAUGGCAUGGAGGAGAGUUCCGUGUGCAAAGGUUUGAAGUUUGGUGUUCCUUUAAGGCAACUAGAGAGACAAGCUUUGUGGGAUGGAGGAGAUCCUGUGCAGAGGUGAGUAGUUUGACCUUAAUCUAAGGCAGUGAGACUGUGAGAGUGAUGAGGCAUUGUGGGAUGCAGGAGAACCCAUGCAGAGGUGAGAAGUUUUGUGUUGAUAGAUUGUGGAAGGUGAUAUCAACGGAAGAAAAAGAAGAAAAUGGGCCAAUACAUGACAGUGGUGGUGGGUCUGAGGAGGGGAUUUCUAGUGGAGUUGUUGAUAAAGAGAUUUAGUGAGUAGAUGGAUGCGGGUGCUGGUUCAAGACUGGGCAAGCAAAGGUCUCGUAGUGAUUAGGGUCAAUGGUUGUGCAGAGCUUGGUUUGAUAUUGACACAAGAGAUAGGAGAUAGGUAACAGAAUCUUCAGUGAAUUUGAAGUUAAGGCUGAUUGUGGGCGAAAACAAAGGUUGGGGCAGUUGUUGGGGAAACAUCGAUGUGGGUCUCAGCAGCCUAUGGUGUAGGAUGAAGGCUCCAGUGCACUAGAUGGAUAGAAGCUCCAUGAUAUCAAUUAAUAGUGGUGUUCUGGGGAAGAUUGUUUUUAGUAGUGAUAGAAUUAGUCUGGAUUGGAGCGAGUUUUUAAACUGUCAACCGAUAUGGCUUGCUAUGUAUGAUGUGUUUAUAUGGAAGCAAAGAGGAGGCGGAGGCUCUUGGCAAAUGUUGUUUGAUGUCUUGUCUCUCUACAUGUCUGUUGAUGUAAAGAGAGGAGAAACUCUUCCAAUUCAUAUAAAUAUGACAUUCCCUUCAUUACCUUGUGAUGUCUUAAGUGUGGAUGCAGUAGACAUGUCUGGCAAGCAUGAGGUUGACGUCCAUGCAAACAUGUGGAAGCUUCGUGUGGAUCCUGAGGGUCUAAUUAUUGGCACCCAGUAUUUGACUGAUCUUGUCGAAAAAGAACACUCGGAUCACAAGCAUGGUGAGAACAAAGAACAUAAUGAAGGUUCCUCUGAAAGGAAAGAUGAACAGAGUUUGAAUUCACAAGAUGAAGCGAUGAUUAAAAGAGUUAUGAAUGCAAUGGAAAGGAGUGAAGGAUGCCGAGUGUUUGGGAAUUUAGAUGUCCAAAGGGUCGCUGGUAACUUCCAUAUAUCAGUUCAUGGAUUAAACAGAAAUGCUGCUCAACAGAUUUUUAGUCGAGGCAACAAUGUGAAUGUCAGUCAUGUCAUUCAUGAUUUCUCAUUUGGUCCAAAGUACCCCGGGAUACACAAUCCACUUGAUGGAACUACUAGGAUCCUACUCGAUACAAGCGGCAGUGUCAAGUAUUUCGUCAAGAUUGUUCCGACCGAAUAUAGGUAUCUUUCAAAAAAAGUAAUGCCUACGAAUCAAUUUUCCGUCACUGAGUAUUAUGUUCAAACGAAGGAGCACCAACGGACUUGGCCAGCUGUUUUCUUCUUCUAUGAUCUUUCACCUAUCACCGUGACGAUAAAGGAAGAGACUCACAGUUUUCUGCAUUUCAUUGCUCGUCUUUGUGCAGUACUUGGUGGUACAUUUGCUUUGACAGGAAUGUUGGAUAGGUGGAUCUACAGAAUCGUUGCGGCAUUCACAAAAUCGAGGACCGGAAACAAACGGAGACAGGGAAAAACAGCUGAUUGACAAAAAAAAAAUCCAGGACCAAAAUGGAUAUCAGGUCCAUACUUGUUAAAAUUUAUCACUUGUAUGGUCGAUUGGGGUUUUGGUGGCAUAUUUGUUGGUAUUUUUUAACCGGGAACUCAAUAUGCAGACUAAGAUCGAUAUUAUUAGUAAAAACUCAGAAUUCUGAGA